[Candida] anglica is the source of this 1872-nucleotide messenger RNA. The record is from the annotation of a GenBank genome assembly. Lineage: Eukaryota; Fungi; Ascomycota; Pichiomycetes; Serinales; Debaryomycetaceae.
CCUCGUAUUUUAGUUUUUCUUGGCAUUGAAGAACCCCAGUCAGUUAUAAAGUACAUUGGGGACUUAGAAUAGUACUAGAGUCCAGACAGCCAGUUAUUAAUAACUUCAAUGGGAAUUAAGUUAGGACCUAGAUCACCAUUUGGCCACCCUUUUUGGUCACCAUUCUCGGGAGUGGGAGACCCUUCGAAAUGCUUGGAUGAAUGGAUUAUCAUAGAAAUGUCCAAAUUGAUUAGAUCAAAAACUGAUUGGAAGAUUAAAUACAAAAAUGAAACUAUCGCUAAUAAGUGGAAAGCUGAGCUAAAGCCUCAAUUCACUUCUAAGAUGAUACCAAUUGAUGAAUUAAUCGAGUAUGUCUUCAAAGAACUUGCCUGGUAUGAAUAUCUUGAACAUAAUUUUAAGGGACUCGCAGAUUCUGGCUUCGUUAUUGGAAGCGAUGAUAAAAUCGUGUACAGUGAUAGUGCUAUACCUGAAGAUGUCAAAACUGAAUUGAGAUCUAAUGUAGAGCUGUUUGCCAAAGCUGAGUUUGGCGAUAAACCUGAUUAUCACCCUGGAUCCAACAAUCAAGUGAUUGAUUUGGUACAUCCAUCUUUAUAUCCAUUACAAUAUGGAAUAACCCCUAAAAUUGUAAAACAACAAAGAAAUAAUUAUUGGGAAAAGGAACCCGAAGAGGGGGAGGUCACAAUUGCCGAAUUUAGCGAAGAUAUUGGUAAAGUUAAAACAAAUGUAGAAAAGUGGGCAGUUUCCGAAAAAUUUCAAUGGUUGCCAGCCUUGUUCGUCCGUAAACCGGUUUAUGGAAUGUACGAAGAUGAUGGAAUCCAAUCAUUCGAAAUUGAAUCAUAUAUUAAUAAUUUGCACCCAGAGAAAUAUGGCGAUUUAUAUAAAUCAAUCGAGAAAGUAUUCAACAAGGCACUUCCUGGGUUAAAUUUGACUUUAUCUCGACUUGCCACUGGAACUCCAAAAAGAAUUCAACUUGGUUAUGAUUCGUUUUAUACCAAAGAAUAUCAAGAGAAACUUGAUAAAUUAUUUGAAGAAGAAGAAACAGAAGACAAAUAUGAUGUGAUGGAAGAAUUUGAACAGACAAGGCUUGAUUAUCUUGCGACACGUUCUAUCAAAUAUACAAUAGAUCAUCCAGUGAAUUAUGACUUCAAUUUACUUAAGUCAUUUAGUCAGUUACAUGUAAUAGUGAAGCUUGCAAAUAUUGAAUUGACUCCUUCCAACCCAAAGUAUAAUGGAGGUUCGUGGCAUGUCGAAGGGACCAUUAAUGAAGAUAUCGUCGCAACCAUCUUGUACUAUUAUGAUUCCAGUAAUAUAACCGAGUCUAGGCUUUCCUUCAGGGGUGCAUUUGACGACCCUUACUAUGAACAAGGAGAUACUAUUGGAUGUGAAGCUAUCUACGGUAUGAAAGAUGGUGAACAUGUAAUAAAACAAAUUGGUGACAUUGAAUGUAAAGAAGAUCGGGUAGUUGUUUUCCCGAAUUGGUUCCAACACCAUGUAGAGCCAUUUGAAUUAAAGGACAAGACAAAGAGUGGUCAUAGAAAGAUUCUUUGUAUGUUUGUGUGUGAUCCUUACAAUGACAAAGUUGUCAGUACAGCAGACGUGCCUCCUCAACAGAAAAGUUGGUGGGAAGAUUCCACCCCAAUGGAUCAAAUCUCGAAAACAAACAAGGAGAAAAUAUCAAAGACAAAGGGCGAUAAAUGGCCCAUUGACUUAGAAGAGAUCAAAGUUGUACGAGAUGAGCUCAUGAAGGAACGCUCUGUUGAGGUCCUUGAUGAGGAUUCACACGAUCAUCCAUUCCUCCGAGAGUUCUCAUUAUGUGAACAUUAGAUAAAUUAAAAAAAAAUUUAAAUAAUAUUACUAUAAAAAUAUAUAUGC